Myodes glareolus (Bank vole) is the source of this 2964-nucleotide messenger RNA. RefSeq names its product tripartite motif containing 7 (gene Trim7). Lineage: Eukaryota; Metazoa; Chordata; Mammalia; Rodentia; Cricetidae. Gene Ontology annotation, molecular function: protein binding; zinc ion binding. The record is from RefSeq and is a predicted model, not a curated record.
GGAACAAGAUACCUUGCCCCGGAGAGCCAGGCCUUUGCCCCUCUCCUGCCAGGUCAACCCAGGUCGACAAAUGGGAGUGGAGUCCUGCUGGGCUUGUGCGCUCACCUGUCCCGGAGUGUCCUACUGCUGCCUGGGCCAUACUGGGCGGUCUAGAGGGACUGAGGAAGGGGGGGGGGUCAAUAGAAGGGAGAUCGCCGGUUGGGGUGGUGGCUCUGGGAGCCCAGAGAAAGGGCACCACCUGCCUCCCCUCCCAGCUGGGUGCACCCUCAGCUCAAGUCUCAGCUUGCCCGGUGUCGGACCCGCCCUUUCUCACCCAGUGGGUACACGGGAGCCCGGCCCAGCUUGGAGUUACUGUCGAGCCCAGGGGCCUCCCCAGCGCCACAGGACUUGGAUGUACCAAGGACACGGAUGGCGACAGUGGGGCCGAGGACCGGGCCGAAUGCAGGGGCCGAAGCGCUGGCGCUGGCGGCAGAGCUCCAAGGAGAGGCGACAUGCUCUAUCUGCCUAGAGUUUUUCCGGGAACCGGUGUCGGUGGAGUGCGGUCACAGCUUCUGCCGCGCCUGCAUCAUGCGCUGCUGGGAGCGUCCUGGAGCGGGGACCGGCACCGUGACCCGCACGCUGCCCUGCCCGCUGCCCUGCCCUCAGUGCCGCGAGCCCGCGCGCCCCAGCCAGCUGCGGCCCAACCGACAGCUGGCCGCGGUGGCCUCGCUACUUCGGCGCUUCAGCCUACCCCCGACAGUCACCGGGGAGUGCGGGACCCCUGCGGUGGUGGCCCGGACGGCGGCUGCCCGGUGCUCGCAACACGGAGAGUUGCUUAAGCUCUACUGCCAAGACGACGGACGUGCCAUUUGCGUGGUGUGCGACCGCGCCCGCGAGCAUCGUGCGCACGCCGUGCUGCCACUGGAGGAGGCGGUGCAGGAGGCCAAGGAGCUGCUGGACUCCAGGCUGAGGGCCUUGAAGAAAGAACUGGAAGAGUAUGAAGUGUUCCGGUCCACCGAGGAGAGGGAGAGCAAGGAGCUUCUGAAGCAGAUGGAAGCAGAGAAAGAGAAGGUGGGGGCAGAAUUCCAGGCACUGCGGGCCUUUCUGGUGGAGCAAGAGGGUCGGCUUCUAGGCCGACUGGAGGUGCUGUCCCGGGAAGUGACCCAGAAGCAGAAUGAGAACCUGGCCCACCUCGACGGUGAGAUCACUCAACUGUCCAAACUCAGCAGCCAGAUCCAGGAGACAGCUCAGAAACCGGAUCUAGACUUCCUCCAGGAAUUCAAAACCACACUAAGCAAGUGCAGCAGCGUGCCUGGCUCCAAGCCAACCACAGUGUCAUCUGAGAUGAAAAAUAAGGUGUGGAACGUCUCCCUCAAGAGUUUCGUCUUGAAAGGAUUGCUGAAGAAGUUCAAAGAGGAUCUUCAGGGAGAGCUGGAGAAAGAGGAGAAAGUGGAACUCACUUUGGACCCUGACACAGCCAACGCCCGCCUCAUCUUGUCCCUGGAUCUAAAGAGCGUGCGCCUGGGACAGCGUGCCCAGGACUUGCCUAAUCAUCCCCGCCGCUUUGAUACCAACACCCGCGUUUUGGCGUCCUGUGGUUUCUCCUCAGGGCGACAUCACUGGGAGGUGGAAGUGGGCUCCAAGGAUGGCUGGGCCUUCGGUGUGGCCCGCGAGAGCGUGCGUCGCAAGGGCCUCACGCCCUUUACCCCCGAGGAGGGCGUCUGGGCAAUGCAACUCAACAAUGGGCAAUACUGGGCUGUGACCAGCCCUGAGAGGACGCCCCUCAACUGUGGACAUCUGUCGCGGGUGAGGGUGGCUCUGGACCUGGAGGUGGGGGCGGUGUCCUUCUAUGCAGUGGAGGACAUGCGCCACCUCUACACCUUCCGAGUCAACUUCCAGGAGCGAGUGUUCCCCCUUUUCUCCGUUUGCUCCACUGGCACCUACUUGCGAAUCUGGCCUUGAAGAGCUGUCUUGGGCUUCCUUGGAGGAGCCAGGGCAGCCGCGGAGGGAACUCUCCUCUGUAAGACAGAGGUGCUCCAUCUUGGACCUUUCCUCCACACCCCUGACCCAGGCUAGAGGACUGUCAUAGAGCACAACAGAGUCGCUAAAAGCUGACCGGACCGAGGAGAGACGCGCUGUGGGGUAACCGCAAAGGGAAGAGAUGCCUCGGACCCUUGGCGCCUGCUCCCUUCCUGUAAUGUUCCUGCUCUUUGUAUCUGAACUGUGGAGAGGUGGUGGCCCACUCGGACAAAUGCCCAGCUCUUAACAAGGGUGCUUCAAACCCCAUGAGCUUACUACCUUGAUUUAGAAGGGUCCCUGUGCGCACAGAACAGUGUCAAAGACUGGUACCCUUGCAAAAGGGUGUGCUUUGGCCCCGGACCCAUCGGGUUAUUAGUUUACAUUCGUGGCAGCUGCAGGCUCUGCCUGGAGAGGUCAUUGAGUCCUCCUGAUCCAGCUGGCCAGGCUGGGCUGUUUAUUUAGGGAGGAACGUUGUAGCUCCCGGCUCAGAAGCCAGUCUGACUAGAUCUGGAAGGAAACUCUUGACCUAUGUGUGAGGCCUGAACGACGGCGUACACGUAUGUACGUGCAUUGCUGCAUUGCUGUUUUCCAGCACUCCUUAGCUUGAUGUCCUUGAACACAGUGACUGGCGACGUGUGGUCACAGGUGCCUUAAGCUUCACGGUUUCCAUCGGUGUAUAUCUCCUUUGGGUAAAGAGAGCAAAAGGUUCUGCAAUUGUGAAACACAGGUUGAUAUUUAGGAGUUUUCAGGUGGCAGCUAGCACGGUGUAGAGAUGCACAUGGCAUCAACACAGUCCUGCCGAACCCUCUCGGGAGAGGACUGCUGUGCCUCUUUGCCAGGAAGAGGGUUAAGCACCCGGGCAAGCCUCCUUAUCUUAUCUUUCUUGCUGGAAAGGCAGCAGUGUUCCCUGCUUCACACUCCCUUGGGAAGCUGCAGAGUGGAUGGAAAUACAGAUUUUUGAACACA